Brachypodium distachyon (stiff brome) is the source of this 1425-nucleotide messenger RNA. Its product is annotated as peroxidase 1. Lineage: Eukaryota; Viridiplantae; Streptophyta; Magnoliopsida; Poales; Poaceae. The record is from RefSeq and is a predicted model, not a curated record. Gene Ontology annotation, cellular component: plant-type cell wall; plasmodesma. Bases 202 to 1338 code for a protein of 378 amino acids. Gene Ontology annotation, molecular function: peroxidase activity; heme binding. Gene Ontology annotation, biological process: response to oxidative stress; hydrogen peroxide catabolic process. The transcript has 2 exons.
GCAGUCGACAUUCUCCUCUCGUAGUACAAGCAGAGCACGUAAGUACGUACGUCCGUAGGUAGUGUACUUCGCUGUAGUACAGAAAAUGCAAGUACCAUGCUAAACGGUCUAGUAUCUACUCCGUAUUUAUACAGCACCCUGCCCUACUGUUUACAUAUAAGGAUAAACUAGCUACAGACACGCACAUACAUACUGAGUAGGAUGGCGUCUAGAUCAUCAUCAUCAGCUCUCGCCGGCGUUGCAGGGCUGGUGCUUGCAGUCCUGUGUUGCUCGCCGGCGACGAUGACGGAGGCCCACACGCAGUUCGGGGCCUACAACAAGACGUGCCCGCAGGCGGAGGACGUGGUGCUCAAGGAGAUGACCGCCGUCCUCGCAAAAUCCCCCGACCUCGCCGGACCUCUGCUCCGCCUCUUCUCCGUCGACUGCCUGCUCGGGGGCUGCGACGGCUCGAUCCUCCUGGACUCGACGGCCAGCAACACGGCGGAGAAGGACUCGCCGUUGAACAAGGGCCUCCGGGGCUUCGACGCCGUGGACUCCAUCAAGGCCAAGCUGGAGGCGGCGUGCCCGGGAGUCGUCUCCUGCUCCGACGUGCUGGCCCUCGCCGCGCGCGACGCCGUGCGGCUGGCCGGGGGGCCCUACGUCCCGGUCCCGACGGGGAGGGAGGACGGCAACCGGUCCUCCGCCGCCGACGUGGCGCCCAACACCCCGCCGCCCGACGCCACCGUGGCCGACCUUAUAACCUUCUUCUCCAGGCUCAACCUCACCGCCAAGGACCUCGCCGUGCUCUCCGGCGCCCACACCAUCGGCAAGGCCCGCUGCCCCUCCUUCUCCCCACGCCUCUACAACUUCACCACCACCAACAACGGCAAUAACAACAAUGCUACCUCCUCUGACCCGGCUCUCGACGCCAACUACACGGCGGCUCUCCGCGGGCAGUGCAAGGCCGGCGGUGACAUGGCAGCCCUCGUGGACCUUGAUCCCGGCAGCGCUGGCGUGUUCGACCUCGGGUACUACCGGGCCGUGGCGGCGAGCAAGGGGUUGCUGUCCACGGACGCUGCGCUGCUGCUCGAUGCUGACACCAGGGCCUACGUGCUCCGGCAGGCCAACGCCACGGUGCCAGACGAGUUCUUUGCUGACUUCGCCGCGUCGUUCGUCAACAUGAGCAAGAUCGGCGUGCUCACGCACCACAAGGGCGAGAUAAGGAGACUCUGCUCCGCCGUCAACCCGCCCUCGAAGGCGGCAUCUUCGGCGGCGCCGGCGAAGUCCGUGACCGCCGUGAUCGCGAGGUCUCUGAUGGAUUUGGGUUGUGUUUUUGUUUUGGUUUUGACUGUCUUUUAGUACUCCUUUAAUUGGUUUCCAUUGAUUUGUAAUUGUAAUAAUGGAGUAUGGACGGCUGUAGAUGCGUGAUUGUGUUUUCAGAUUGUA